Messenger RNA from Budorcas taxicolor (takin), 2475 nucleotides. It is a transcript of the gene PGPEP1L, whose product is annotated as pyroglutamyl-peptidase I like. The transcript has 8 exons. NCBI's taxonomy places the organism in Eukaryota, Metazoa, Chordata, Mammalia, Artiodactyla, Bovidae. The record is from RefSeq and is a predicted model, not a curated record. Gene Ontology annotation, cellular component: cytosol. The coding region runs from base 1536 to 2264 and encodes 242 amino acids. Gene Ontology annotation, biological process: proteolysis. Gene Ontology annotation, molecular function: pyroglutamyl-peptidase activity.
ACACAGCAACCAAUAAAGUGGCCCAGAGCCAGGCGGCUGGAAAGACCCUGGUGCCGGCCGCUCUGACUCUCCGCCUUCCUGUGGCUGCAGGCCCCGCGCCCGGAGCCGGCUGCGUCUGCUUUCAAGAGGCAUUGUUCACACCCUCCUCCCACCCCUAGAGCCUUCAGCCUUUCAGGGCCCCCAGAUGCUGCAGGGCGGUCGGUCCCCAUCCAUUCAAGCCAGAGGCCAACGCCAGUGGGGGCCGGCCUGCGACCUGCGCAGGCGCACAAGCGCGCUCCCCUCUCCGGUCCCAUGGAUUCCCGGUCCAGCUGCGUGGUGGCGACCGGUGAGAAAGCCAAGGCACCGAAGCUGAGUAACUUCCUCACCACACUGCCAAGUGGUGGGGCUGAGGUGAGAUGCAACGGCAGAAGCCUGGACCCAAACACUGAGGUCUCCAGCAACUCCUGGCUGUCGUCGGGCCGUGGCCUGAGCUUUGAUGGGGCCACUGGACGGUGUGGAUGCCAUAAAAAGGAGCCGCCAUCAUAGUGAGAGGGUUUCGGGCCCUUCCGGCAGCACUUGGUGAAUUCCAGCUGGGAAGCGGUGAAGGUGAGGAAAUGGGUGCUCAGAGAGGUUGAUGGUCAAACCUACGUGCCGUGAAGUGGCCAAGCCUAGAAUCCAAUCUCAGAACUCAAGAAAUCAAGACCCACUACCCCGUGAGCCAGGGGUGAGAAAGUGAGGCUCACUGAAAUGCCCCGGCCCGAUGUCCACGUCAUCGUGACUCUGCUGUGAGCUCAUCUCGACCGUCUCUGAGGCUCUCUCGUCGGUGCCUGAGACACAGACAGCUGAUGAGCUGCUUGGUCUUCUUGCUCACAGUGAGGCCACAGGGUUGAGGAGCAGAACAGAAACCUCCAUACCGGCUGGUGAGGAAGCAAAGCCGGGCCCAGCUUUGGGGCCGUCUGCCACCCAUUUGCCUUCUCCACGGAUCCCUGCUAUCCGCCUGUGGUUUCUGCCUUCCCUUUCUUUCUGGGGUCUUUCUCCAGGGCAGAGGUCCUUGCAGUCUCUUUAAGGGCUACUUCCCCCUCCGCCCUUGGACCACUGUUUCUUCCUGCACCAUCUAGGGUUAUUCAGUGUCCUCCACGAGUGUGUGUGUGUAGACUCCACUCAGCAUUAGAGCCUCUGAAUCUGGUUUGGGAGUAUGCACUGAAAGUGCCAGCCUAGAGCCGACAGGGCGCCCAUCGUGGGCGUGACCAGCUAAGAGGGGCAUCAAGACAAAGGCCUGAGCUAGUUCAGGUGUGGACGCUGGACCCACUGUACAGACACGCGACACGCUUUGAUGGGCUAAACGAUGCGCAAGAGGACACACCGCUCCCUGAGUCAGUGUAAGCAGCACACUGUCUGUGGGGACUCCGGUCCCUUGUCCCCACAAAGGCCCUGGCCUGAAGCGAGCUUUCCAGUUGCUCUGAGUUGACUGGAUACGUGAAUGGUUGUCCGUCGUUUCUGUUGUCCAUCGUUUCUGUCCUCCUGCGUUCUCCCACAAAAAGUCAACCUUGUCAACAAUGUGGCUCUGUCUCACGAGUCCUUACUCGAUGCCCGGCGUCGUUGGUGGGGGUAUAUGGAAUGACAGAGAGAGGAAAAGGGUGCCGUCCUACACUCCUGUCAUUUUGUCUCCAAGACAGGAACUCUCCAAACUGGGCCUGGGGAGUGACAUGGACGUAGAGCUGCAGACUCUUCAGCUGCCGGUGGAUUACAGGGAAGUGAAGCAGAGGGUCGCCAGAAUCUGGGAAGACCUUCAACCGCAAUUCGUUGUGCAUGUGGGCGUGGACCCCGCCGCCAAGGCCAUCUUUCUGGAGCAGUGCAGCAAGAACCGAGGCUACCGGGACGCCGACAUCCGGGGCUUCCGGCCCGAGUGUGGCGUGUGCCUUCCAGAUGGCCCAGAAGUGAUCGCGUCAGAGGUCAGCAUGAAGGCGGUCAGCAGGCGGGCAGCCGUGCAGGGCGUGGAGGUGGCCUUUUCCCGAGACGCGGGUAUGUCUGCGAUUACGCCUACUACCUGUCUUUGCAUCAUGGAAAUGGGUGUGCGGCCCUCAUCCAUGUCCCUCCGUUAUCUCCUCGGCUGCCCGCCAGCCUGCUGGGAAAAGCCCUGCAAGUCCUCAUCCAGGAAAUGCUGGAGGAGAUUGAGAAAGGCCGGGCUCAAAACCAGAAGCUCAGCCUUUGCAGUUCCAGCCGGGGAGAACCAACUGGGGGACUGCUCCAUUAGAGAAAAUGAAAUGUUUCACUCCUGUGUGUAGAGUUAAACUGUGCUUUGAGGGGCUUUAAAAAAAAUUGCUUAUAAAACAGUUUACACAAAGGAAAGAUGUUCUGAAUUCGCUCAACGAAAUCACAAAGGGUUAUUUUAUUGUCAGAAGAAAGAAGAACACUCUGAAAGGCAGACAUUUCAUAGGGGAUUAACUAGCUUCAGUUAUGGUUUUCCUGACAAUAAAAUGAAAUGCUCCUGCUGCU